UCUCAUUUUAAACUUUCACUCAAUUAACUUGCCGCCGUCUGCAGCUGCGCCGCCCUCCCUCGCCGCUUUCACCGAGUGCCGCUACUUGUUUAUUACUCCAUAAACUAGUUUAAUCGAGCUCUCUUCCAUUCUCAGUAAACACUUCAAAGAAUCUUUUUUUUUUAACUAACUAAGUUUACAUUAUUAUACAAAAAAAGAAGAAAAUUUGAAUUUGCAGCGCUGCGUUUCAUUCAGUAAAAAUUGCAUUUAAACCCAGCUGCAUUUGCUGUGAUUUACAGCACUGCAGAGAAUCCGAUCCCAUUCCGGAUAGAAUUUUCCUAUUUAGGGAAACGAUUUCAAAUUUCAUCUCAGUUGAGCUUAUUUAUGUUUCUUUUUACCUCACACGACUAAAAAGGCCAUUUACUUCUCUCUCAUUUUGAACAAUUCAUCUUGCGAGUUAUCAACCUUGGUAAUUCUUAAUCUCGAUCUGAAUAUUUAUAAUUGGCUCUGAUUUUGAUUAUCUAUCAGCUUCGAUGCUCGAUUUUUUGACUGAAAAUCUUGUCUUGCUAUUUCCUAUUUUUUACUGUGAAAACUGUUGGGUGUUGUUGGAAGGGAAAGAAAUUUAUUAUUUAUUGAGCUUCUUGUUUAUUUAGACCGAAAACAACUUCAAUUUAUUUAUUCUGAUUAAUGUACUGUUUUGAUUUGCUAUUUUCUUCGUCUACAGACUAAAUUGUUAGAUUGUCUACUAAAUUUUAAAAUUGCGCCUUGAAAGAAACGAAGAUUUGAAGGGUUCUUUUUCCAUUAUGACCAGUUAAAAAUAAGAAACAUUUUCAAGUAUUUCGGAAACUUAUACUUGGGUUGUUUUGGUUUUGCUUGACUUGAUAUUGCAAGUUAUGAUAUUAUGUAGAUUUAAUAACUAUGCUUUGAGCUUAUUCUAAGGAUUUCCUAUCAAGGAAUAUUAUAGCUAAAACUAUUUUUGGCUUUAUAAAAGGUGUUGCAUAAAAUCUUGAUGUGAUCAGCCUGGUUUCGCCACUGCUACGAGCAAUAGAAUGUCGUGUUGAAAAGUACUAGUAAUUUGCAUACUGAAGUUUGUUAAAACAUUCAUGUUUUAUCAAUGAAGAGUCGCGUAUCUCAUUUAUGUUUGAUUCAUGUAUUCGACGAGGAAUUGAAGUUUGGUAGCACAGGAUCUUCACUUCCCAUAGCCAACAUGUCGAAGGGCGAGGAAUUGAAGUUGCAUAUCAAGGUUGUGGUGAACAAGCAGAGAACUAAGGUCCUGUUUGCAGAAGCUGGCAGCGAUUUCACGGAUGUUUUGCUAAGCUUCCUACUUCUGCCACUGGGAACGAUCUUGAAGGUCCUCGAGAAGCAAAAUGUAGGCGAUGCGCCUGCUAUUGGAAGCUUGAGCACGCUGUACAGAGGCUUAGUGAAUCUUGACAUUGGUCAUUUCCAGACAGAGGUUGCCAAGCAGAAGCUCCUCGCUCCAGCAAGUUGCUAUGAUGCUGAGUUGCGUAAACUGAGGCUCAACGUCUCUAAUGCUGUUCCUGCAAGUCCCAAUUCUGUCAAUAGAUACGAUGGGGUCUUCACUGAAAGUGCAGCUUCUUUCAUAAUCGGUGAUGAUCUGAAGGUGAUGCCUAAUGUGAUGGGCUCGUUCAUGGAAACUCUCAGGGGUCUCGACAUUGAUGGGACCGAUAUUGAUGGUGCUGAGACGAUGAAUGUGGCUUUUGGAUCGAAAGAGAUCGUGGACUUGCUGAGGCUAUCAUUGGUUUCAGGGAAUCCACUGACGGCCUUCAUGCUGAGUGGUGGCCAGAUAAGGUUGGCGUUGAAGAAAUCCAGCGAGCAGGGGAAUGCUUGGUUGCAAUGCAUCAAUGAGAAAGUUGCAUCUACCAACAUCAAGAAGAUGAUUGUGAAGGCCACUAUACAGAAAUCGACUAACAAGUUCCUAUUUGCUCAAGCAGAUAACGAUUUCAUCAAUUUCCUUUUUGGCAUGCUCACGCUUCCUUUGGGAAGCGUCGUGUGGUAUUUGGGGAGUAACAGUGGCCUAGUGGCUAUUGCUAAUCUGCACCUGAGUGUAGCAGACGAGUCUAAGAAGGUCCAAUUGAAGAGUGCAAAGACAAGAGUCUAUCUAACCAAGUCAAACCUCAGUCAAUCCAACGAAUUUUCCCGUCUCAAUUUCGACCCUGAUGUGAGAAACCAUAAUGUUAAGGGAGAGAGGCUGCACAUGGUGACCAAUAAUUUGACUGUUUCACCGUUGACUAUGACAUCAUGCAUCUAUGUGCUGAACGAGCUGAAGAUCUCCGUGUCUGAUGUUGAAGAAGUGGACGUGCAAGUUGGGCUCGAAGAGGGUUUAAGCAUAGUGAAAGAGGCUCUUACAUCGACGACGGCAUUGGAAGAUGGCCUCAUCAAACCCAUCUUGAAGGCAUCUCUCGUUGCUUCAAAACCCGUGAAACGGCCAAAGCUUGAAUGCUGAAUAUGGAUUCAUCUCUCUUUGACUCUCUAAUAUUAGGACAAGAUUGUGGCCGUUCAGAACUAGCAACAUGCUAACUAAGUAACUUGAUAGGAUUCAGUGAAGUCAUGUUAGAACGUGCUCGCCAUUUUUGACAUAUUUGUAUUGAAGCUUUGAAAUGGCGGCACCAAUUAUUGUAAGUCAAAAAUAUCAAGAAACAGUUUACAUUGAAAUUGGGUUUGAAUACUAAACUAAAU
This is a messenger RNA of Salvia splendens (bonfire salvia), 2676 nucleotides long. RefSeq lists its product as uncharacterized. The coding region runs from base 1094 to 2443 and encodes 449 amino acids. The transcript has 3 exons. NCBI's taxonomy places the organism in Eukaryota, Viridiplantae, Streptophyta, Magnoliopsida, Lamiales, Lamiaceae. The record is from RefSeq and is a predicted model, not a curated record.